Molecule: messenger RNA, 837 nt
Organism: Phalacrocorax carbo (great cormorant)
Lineage: Eukaryota; Metazoa; Chordata; Aves; Suliformes; Phalacrocoracidae
Source: RefSeq, a predicted model, not a curated record
AUGAGUGACCGAGGGGUGGUCGUUCUGAGCGUGGGAGGUGUGAGAUUUGUAACGCGGGCUUCUACCUUGCAGCAGUUCCCCGAGUCCAGGCUAGCACGGAUGUUGAAUGAUGAUGACCGGGAAUUUAAACUGGUGAACGGAGAGUUUUUUGUGGACAGAGAUGGAACUUUGUUUAGUUACAUCAUGGACUUCUUGAGGACUCUCCAGGUCUCCUUACCUACUGAUUUCUCAGACUAUCAGAGGCUGCAGAGAGAAGCAGAAUUCUAUGGGCUCUACCUUCUGGCCGACCUCCUGAGCCAGGAACACUUGCUGAAGCCAAGGCUGGAGAUCUUGGAAGUGCGUUUUUCUCUCCAAGAGAUGCAGGCAUUUUUCCGGAUCUUUGGUUCCUGCAGUACCACUGUUGAGACGCUGGCUGAACAGAUCACUGUGUUUACAGGGCAGCAGUCAGGACAGAGCUGGAGCAGCCCUUUUCCUUCUCUCGUUCCCCUUCCUUUGGAAAGACCUUCUCAUCACGACAUGGUUUUUCAGUGUGGUACUGACUACCCUGCUGGUGACCAGUUUGUGGCGAGGUAUGUUUCCAUAAAGCCUGAUAAUAGAAAGCUGAUAAACGGUACUAAUGUGCUAGGCCUACUGCUUGACACUUUACUGAAGGAUGGAUUUCGCCUCAUGAGCACCAGGACAGUCUCCGGUGAAGACAAAGUCGAAUGCUACAGUUUUGAAAGGACGAAGAGGCCAGCAGGCCUUACCGUCACGGUGAACCAAACCCCGGGGAGCUCCGGGGUGGCGCAGGCAAAGAGAACCCAAGCGCAGAAAGGGAAAUAAAGGCUUUUCCUUUCA